UUGGGCAUAUCCACCCAUCUCAUCAUCAAUUGUGUAUCUUGUCUUUUUUGUUCCCUCACAGUGUAAGAGAGAAAUAUAAAAAUGGGUCAUUUCGUGACACUAAUAUUGUGCCUCAUUUUGUCUUUGUUUGCUCUCGGUUCUUCUUCUGGUUUUUACACAGAAGACCCAAUUUACAAAACCCAUGGAGGGGUCAUUGGUGCUUCAAGAAGAAGUAUAUCACCAAGGCCUUUCAAUGUGGAUGAUUUUGGAGCUAAAGGUGAUGGAAUAGGUGAUGACACUAAGGCAUUUAAGAAAGCAUGGGAGGCAGCUUGUUCUUCCAAAGCAAUCAGUCCUGUAAUUGUGGUUCCUAAGAGCAAGACUUACCAUCUCAAUCCAAUUACAUUCUCUGGUCCUUGCAACUCCAAUCUUGUUUUGGCGAUUUUUGGAACAAUCCAAGCAUCCACUGAACGAUCAAACUAUGCAAAAGAUGGGAAGCAUUGGAUUAAGUUUGAGAAUGUGCAGAAUUUCAGAGUUAAAGGUGGUGGUAUCAUCAAUGGCAAUGGCAAAAUAUGGUGGGAGAACUCUUGCAAAGUCGAUGAAAGACUGCCUUGCACUCUGGCACCAACGGCAAUGACAUUCAUUGGAUGCAAGAACUUGAUAGUGGCAAAUCUGUGGUUCAAGAAUGCACAGAAGAUGCAUGUUUCAUUUCAAGAUAGCGAGAAUGUGCAGGUCUUGAAUCUGCUGGUGACUGCACCUGGAAACAGCCCCAACACUGAUGGAAUUCAUGUCACAAAUACACAAAAUAUUAGAAUCCAGAAUUGUGACAUCAGGACAGGUGAUGACUGUAUUUCAAUAGUUAGUGGGUCUAAAAAUGUGGAGGCCACUGAUAUAACUUGUGGACCUGGUCAUGGCAUAAGCAUUGGAAGCUUGGGAGCUAAUAAUUCACAAGCAAAUGUUACCGGGGUCACAGUCAACAGAGCACGACUUUCUGGUACCACAAAUGGACUUAGAAUCAAGACUUGGCAGGGAGGGUCUGGAUAUGCCAAUAACAUAAUAUUCCAAAAUGUGGUGAUGAACAAUGUGAGCAACCCCAUAAUUGUUGACCAAAACUAUUGUGAUAAAAAACAACCAUGCCAACAGAAGGUCUCUGCAGUGCAAGUGAGCAACAUAGUGUACAGUAACAUCAGAGGCAGCAGUGCCUCUGCAGUGGCAACAAACUUCGAUUGCAGCAGACAGUUUCCAUGUAAAGGAAUUAUGUUGCAGGACAUAAAUCUUGUGAGUGAAGAACGAGGAUUAGAAUCCAAAGCUUCGUGUGUUAAUGUCAAAUUCACAAGAAAAGGACAUGUCUCUCCACAGUGUUCUAAAUAUUAGAAAUAUAAGCAUUAAUUCAUAUAUAUAUAUAUAUAUAUAUAUAUAUAUAUAUAUUCUCUUAUGCGGACACCGGCAAGUUACAUUAAUUUAAGCACACUUUUUUGAUAGUGUAGAUGAAUGAAAUGACAAGUGGGGACCAUUGUUUUGGGUCCCACAUGUUCCAAAUCAAUAGUGAAAUUGAGAUGCGUAAGUUAAUAUAACUUGCGGG
Tripterygium wilfordii is the source of this 1558-nucleotide messenger RNA. Its product is annotated as polygalacturonase-like. The transcript has 9 exons. Gene Ontology annotation, molecular function: polygalacturonase activity. Bases 82 to 1350 code for a protein of 422 amino acids. NCBI's taxonomy places the organism in Eukaryota, Viridiplantae, Streptophyta, Magnoliopsida, Celastrales, Celastraceae. The record is from RefSeq and is a predicted model, not a curated record. Gene Ontology annotation, biological process: fruit dehiscence; anther dehiscence; pectin catabolic process.